Molecule: messenger RNA, 3717 nt
Organism: Corapipo altera (White-ruffed manakin)
Lineage: Eukaryota; Metazoa; Chordata; Aves; Passeriformes; Pipridae
Gene: LRRC3C
Product: leucine rich repeat containing 3C
Exons: 2
Coding region: 1149-1943 (264 amino acids)
Molecular function (GO): protein binding
Source: RefSeq, a predicted model, not a curated record
UUCCUCUCUGGUUGCCCAGGAAGCCUCUCCAGGAGCCUCUCCUAAAGUGAUGCCUUUAUCCAAGGCCACAGAAGCUCCUGAAGCCGGAGGUGCACGUGGCCUGUGCCGUGGAAUUUCCAACCACUAGUCUAACUUCCAAAACCUAAGGACCAAAUUGGACUUGGUCCCUUCUGCAAACGAGGGCAGCUGCAGACCCACAGUGGGGUGGGAAGGGCCCAACUUGGAAGCUGCAUGUGAAGCAAUUCCUGUCCUCCUGCCUCAGUUUCUCUUCCUUGUAAAAUUAAGGAAUACAGGGGUGGAAUGCUGGAACACAGGAGAGGUUAACUCAUUCUUGCAGGAGAUAAGGAGAUGCCAAACAUUCAGUGCUCCAUGAGGGUAAUUCUGUGUCUCCAAACUCUAUCCUUCCCCAUCUUAAAUGUUUCACCUGCAGAUCUUUCCAGCCCAGCUCUGCCCUGGGCUGUGCAGCCCUUGCCCCAGUUCUGCCAAAUUUCAGAUUGCACAAGCCUGGCUGAGGGCUGAGGGCAUUGUCCAGAGCUCCCUACCCCCACCCUCAUCCCAUGUUUGCUUUCUGUUUCCACAGCAGGAUUUGUUCACCUGCAGGAAAACAAGGCACAGCCCCCCAUGGGAGGGACUCCAGCCCCUCCUUCCUGGAGCAGCUGCUGCCAGGCUCUGCUUUCCCACUCUUUUUUGGGACAGAAAAGCCUGACUGUUGCACCAGACGGAGGGUGAAGGUCAGGGCUGUGCUGACAUUGGACACUGGCCAUCCAAGGAGGGGAAAAGUCAGAGCUGUGGCCAGUGGCAAAGGGCACAGUGUGAUGCCAGAGCCGAGCCCUCCCUCUGCUCCAUCUUUCCCGUGUCCUACUCCCUGUCCAGGUGCAGCUUCUUCCCCACCUUUGCCCCCAGAGGAGCGUGAUCACCAUGUGUUCCUAUCCCCUUGCUUAACACUUGGACUUGAUGACCUUAAAGGCCCUUUCCACUCUAAAUAAGCGAUCCUAUAACUUGGCAGGGCUGUCACUCUUCCCCAGGGAUUGCAGGAUCGUGCUCUGAUCCCAGCACUCCACUGCAGGACCUUCACCCGGGCUGGAGAGAUGUGCCGAGUCCAGCUGAAGCCCCCGGGGGUGUGAGGAAGGCAAAGGCAGCACGGCACGAUGCCUUUGGCAGAGCGGGUCCUCCUCCGCCCGGCCACCAUGGGGCUGCUCCUGCACAGCCUCCUCCUCCUCCUCCUCCUCCUGGGCUGCUGCCUCCGCCCGGCCACCGCCUUCCCCAAGGGCUGCUACCCCUCGGAGGAGGAGGGGCUGAAGACCUUCCGCUGCAGCAACGCUCGGCUGACCGAGGUCCCCAGAGACAUCCCCAACGACACCAACAAGCUCUACCUGGACUCCAACCGAAUCCCCUUCCUGCCCCGCGACGCCUUCCGGGACCUGCCGCUCCUGCUGGAGCUGGACCUGUCCCACAACGCCAUCGCCAGCGUGGAGAGCGGGGCUUUCCGGGGCCUGGCAGAGCACCUGCACUCCCUGGACUUGUCUUCCAACAGGCUGGUGUCGGUCAGCAAAGACGCCUUCAGCAACCUGAAGGCCAAGGUGAACCUGUCCAACAACCCGUGGCUGUGUGACUGCCGGCUGCAGGAGCUGAUCCGCACCGUGGAGCUGGUGGCCGGAUCCUCGGGCGGCAUCGUCUGCGACUCCUCGGCGCAGGAGGAGCACGUGGGCAAAGCCUUCCUGCAGGUCAUCGCCGACACGGACUUCUGCAACGUGUACAAGAAGACCACGGACAUCGCCAUGCUGGUCACCAUGUUCGGCUGGUUCGCCAUGGUGAUCUCCUACCUGGUGUACUACGUGCGGCAGAACCAGGAGGACGCCCGGAGGCACCUGGAGUACCUCAAGUCGCUGCCCAGCAAACAGCGGCGCUCGGAGGAGUCGUCCACCAUCAGCACUGUGGUGUGAGCACCGGCAUCCUGCAGGACACGGGGACGCACAGGGCUGGGGAACAGCCACUCUGGGGGCUCCUCAUGGCUGCAGGAGCUGUCACAGCCACCGGCGUCGCACAGAGAUGCUCACGGAUUUGCCCCAUUCUCCUCCUGGCAGCGGGAGCCGCGGCCGGUGAGUCCCUGGCUCUGGUGGCUGUGGCCAGGGAUGGAUAUCAGCCACGAGCACAGAGCAUCCACAGUGUCCUCCCAUGUUAUGGAGGACCUGGAGCAUCCCCCUGGCAUGUGGCCAUUGCUCCGACCAACCUGGACGUUCGGACCUCAUGUAAAACUUUUGUAUUUCCUUCACAGAGAUCCCUUGGGGCAUUAACGGAAUCGGUGUUUCCAUCCCUCACAGGCUGGCCUGGGCCUGGCUCCUUGCUGGGAGGGCAGUGGGAAGGAGCAGGAGGUCUGUGAGGGCAGUGCCCUGCUGGGUCAUCGACCCUGGGGGGUCACGGGCUGUGACUGCAGCCAGUAGGACCAAAGGAUGGGACAGGAACUGGGGAUACCCCGGCUGGGAGAGGCCAGAGGCAGCUCCAGCUCCAGCUCUUGUGUGGGUUGUGCCACCCCAUCUCCCAUUUCGGCCCCUGCUGCUCCCUGCUCCCUUCCCAGCACCCCCAGGCCAGGUGGGGCAAGAGGCGUGGGGGUCCCCACCCAGAGGAGGGGUCACUGGUGGGCAAACCCAGAACCUUCCCCCUUGGAAUGUGGGGAAUAAGAACCAAAUGGGGAAUGAGCUCCCCAGGGCAGAGCCCUCUGGGGCCACCAAGGGGUGUGGGUGCUGAUGGAGGGGAACUGAGGGGUCCAGGCAGUAGGUACAGCCCUGCUGGGAUGUCGAGGGGAGCAGUUGCCCCUCGAUGCUCCCCAGGGACCACGGGGGUGGGUGUUUGCAGCACCCUCACCCCCUGCUCCCCUCGGCUGCCGGAGGGGAGUUCCCACCUCACAAGCUGCCGACCAGUCACUGUGAUGGGAAGUGGGAUGGAAGGAGCCACUGUGGCUCCUCCGCCCUCUCCCCACUCCCGCACCACUGGCAGGAGCCUGAAUCUCCCCUAAAAAUGCUCCAGAGUCCCUUUUGGGCACUUCCAGUAUUUGGCUGCAGGUUCCCUGUGGAAGUGGUGGAGGCAAGGCUGGGCACAGGGCUGGCACAGGAGGGGGUCUGCCCACUUUUAUGUGUGCAGGGUCCAAGUGGCGACUCAGAGCAAAGCCAGAGCAGAUCCAGACUCUUCCACCCACGUGUCUGGCCCCUGGGAGAGCUGGUUUCUGCUGGUUUUGGCCUUUUUUUAAACCAACUGAAGAUAAAUUGCCUUAAUUCACCAAGAGCACCAACCAAAGCUGCUUGAACCUCCUCUGUACCGGGCCAGACCUGGCCCAGCCUCAGCCCCUGGUGUGGGCAGCGGGUUUUGGCACAGGCAGGGCUCCAGCCCCAGCCCCUGCCCGUCCUCCCAGUGCCAUGGGGAGCCGUGGGAUGGAGCCGGCCGGGAGCAGUGCCCGCACCUUCCACAAGUGCCUAAUUCCAGCGCAGACCAGGAGCUCUGCAACGCACAAACGCCUUGGCCCCAGCUCCCAUCUGGGCGUCCCCGCAGCCCCACGGCAGCUCCUUCCCCCUCUACAACUGGCUGCGGACAAGAGGGGCUGGGGGGACCCCCCGAGGCCCCCCGGGCUGCUCCCCCCGGGCAGUGUGGGGGCCACCGGGACCGCCUGACCCAUCCGUGUUUGGUUUAAGGGACCUUUUAUGUUCUCACUUUAUACGACAAUAA